Molecule: messenger RNA, 1578 nt
Organism: Medicago truncatula (barrel medic)
Lineage: Eukaryota; Viridiplantae; Streptophyta; Magnoliopsida; Fabales; Fabaceae
Product: probable protein phosphatase 2C 9
Exons: 6
Coding region: 341-1189 (282 amino acids)
Biological process (GO): protein dephosphorylation
Molecular function (GO): protein serine/threonine phosphatase activity
Source: RefSeq, a predicted model, not a curated record
AUCCAAUUUUCCGGUACGUCUUUGAAAUGAGCUCCUUGCCACUAAGCUCAAGCAACUUGGUUCCUUUGUUAUAAUUUUAGUUGGUCCAACUAAUAACAAUAGAGGUAGCAAGCAAGCAUAGCAUAUAAGUAGAGGAAGAAAAAGAGCAUGAACGUAUCCAACCAAAGAAGACCAAGUUUAACAAUUUUUAAUUCCAAUUGGACCGUUUUCAAUUCUCAACAAAAUUUCUGAUUUUGAGAAGUGGGUUUCUCUCAAAAUCCUAAAUUGAAGUGUCUAUGCUGAGAAUUUGGUGUAGAAAACAAUAUUGAUCAAGUUGCUCAAGUCAACCCUUGUUUUUGUCAUGGAUAAAUUUUGUUGUUUAAAGUCUUCUUUUUCUAAGCUUGUAUCCACGCGUUCAUCAUGCAGCACUGGAAAAGGGAAAAAUCAUGAAGGAUCGAUAAAGUAUGGUUUCACCCUAGUGAAAGGGCGAGCCAAUCAUCCGAUGGAGGAUUACCACGUCGCCAAUUUUGUGCAAGUACAAGGAAAAGAAUUGGGUUUGUUUGCUAUUUACGAUGGCCAUUUGGGGGAUCAAGUGCCUUCAUACUUACAGAAAAAUCUAUUUUCCAACAUUCUAAAGGAGGGUGCAUUUUGGGAUGACCCUGCUGCAUCUAUCUCAAAAGCAUAUCUGAACACAGAUCAGGCAAUUCUUUCACAUAGUUCUGAUUUGGGGCGUGGUGGAUCAACAGCUGUUACUGCAAUAUUAAUCAAUGGUCAAAUGUUAUGGACAGCUAAUGUAGGAGAUUCACGAGCGGUUCUUUCAAGAAAAGGUCAAGCAGUGCAAUUGACUACUGAUCAUGAGCCUAACACAGAACGAGGCAUCAUUGAGAAUAAAGGUGGUUUUGUCUCCAACAUUCCAGGCGAUGUCCCUAGAGUAAAUGGACAACUGGCUGUUGCUCGUGCAUUUGGUGACAAGAGCCUAAAGUCUCAUUUGCGAUCAGACCCCGAUGUACAUAGUACUGAUGUAGAUGUUGAUAUUGACUUUCUAAUCCUUGCAAGUGAUGGACUUUGGAAGGUAAUGGCUAAUCAAGAGGCAGUUGAUAUUGCUAGAAAGGUGAAAGAUCCACUGAAAGCAGCUAAGCAAUUAACAGCUGAAGCAUUAAAAAGAGAAAGUAAAGAUGAUAUAUCUUGUGUUGUGGUUAGGUUUAGGUGAUGAUUGAUACACUUCAAAUCAGGUUUCUUGAAGAAUGAAGUUUAUAACACUAAAAUAAGGGUAUAUACAUAUCUUUACAUGGCAUGCCAAUUCAUGGACUGCAACAACACAUCGUAUACUACAUACUUGGUUGGAGUUAGUUUUGACUAAAUUCAUUUAGGUAAUUUGUUAAAGAAAAAGGAGGGUGUAUCAACUUUUUGAAUUUGUUUACUGAUUAGAUUUUGUUGGUUUGAGAUUGUUUGAUUUGAUUUCUUUAUUUCAAGUGUGAAUAUUAGGGGUCUACAUAAGAGAGAAGGCAACUAUAUGUAGAUUGAUUGAGAGAUUAUAUGCAUCUAAUUACUUGUUGGAUAACUGCUAUUGUUUUGUUUGUUGAAGAUUGGUCCCUUUCA